Messenger RNA from Pipistrellus nathusii (Nathusius's pipistrelle), 840 nucleotides. The record is from the annotation of a GenBank genome assembly. Lineage: Eukaryota; Metazoa; Chordata; Mammalia; Chiroptera; Vespertilionidae.
AUGGGGUCAUCUGUGUCCAAGGCUGCCCUCGAAGCGACCACGGAUGAGCUCGUGGAACCAGACUCGAAACACCUAGCUGAUAUCACUCACUACGUUAAUGCAUCAAAUAUGGGUGUCAAACGCCUGGCGGAAGUUCUUUUUGAGAAAUCAAAGAACAGCAGCUGGGUGGUGGUGUUCAAAGCCCUGAUUACGGUUCAUCACCUUAUGGUGCAUGGAAAUGAGCGUUUUAUCCGUUAUCUUGCAUCUCGAAGCUCUUUGUUCACUUUACACAACUUCCUGGAUAACAGUGUCAUAGAAGGCUAUGCUAUGUCAAUCUUCAUCAGACGAUACAGCAGGUACUUGAAUGAAAAGUCACUCGCAUAUAGACUGAUCUCAUAUGACGUCACCAAAACCAAAAGAGGGCUGGAUGGCUUUAUGAGAAAUAUGAAUACUAAAGACCUGCUAAACACACUUCCAGUUAUUCAAACUCAGUUUGAUGCUCUUCUUGGCUUUAAUGCAAAUGCAAAUGAGCUAACUAAUUGUAUAAUACGUGCUGCUUUCAUGCUCCUCUUUAAGGAUUCUCUUCGCCUCUUUGCAGUCUAUAAUGAGGGAAUUCUCAAUCUGCUAGACAAGUUUUUUCACAUGACGAAGCGCCAGUGCAAUGAAAGUCUGGACAUUUACAUCAGGUUCCUUGCAGGAACAACCAAAUUGGAACAGUUCCUGAAGAUUGCAAAGCAAGUUGGAAUCGACCAGAACAACAUUCCAUAUCUUACUCAGGCACCAAACAGUUUACUUGAAGCACUGAAACAACACUUGGCUUCAUUGGAUGAGAAAAAUGAAAUUUUUCCUCCUUACAGGUAA